CUAUAUCUGUGUUGCUCAAUCUUAAUUUCUUUUAAUUUGUUGCGUGUGAUUUUUUUUAAUACAUUAAUUAUGAUCAAGAUUUGGAAUUUAGUAGGAGGAGGCAAAAGGAAAGAAAGCAUGAGAGAGGCUCAGCUUGUUGUUCUUCACACGGUGAGGUCUCAUGGCGCGAAAUUGGCGAGGACGCAUGUGCACGACUGGGUUAUUAUCGCUUUCCUUGCGGGCGUCGUGAUCGGUUUGAAUGUCACCCAUCCGUUCUAUCGUUUUGUCGGAAAGGAUAUGAUGGCCGAUUUCAAGUACCCGCAUAAAAGUAACACUAUACCAUUUUGGGCUGUUCUUAUAGUUGCAUACUUGGUACCGUUGGCGAUAUUUGUCGCAUUCUAUUCAUACAGGAAAGAUGUUUAUGACCUUCAUCAUGCCACACUAGGCAUUUUAUUCUCUGGGCUGAUAACUGGCGUUACAACCAACGCGAUCAAGAUUGCAGUCGGCCGUCCUAGGCCCGAUUUCUUCUGGCGAUGUUUCCCCGACAGAAAAGAGUUGUAUGAUCAAGUCACAGGAAGAGUUAUCUGCCACGGCGAUAAGUUGCUCAUGAAGGACGGUCACAAGAGCUUUCCAAGUGGCCAUACUUCAUGGGCCUUUGCUGGUCUUUGCUUUUUAGCAUUAUACUUAUCAGGAAAAAUCAAAGUGUUUGAUCGGAGGGGCCAUGUCGCGAAACUCUGUAUUUCGUUUCUUCCUUUACUUGUUGCGUCACUUGUUGCGGUAUCACGGGUGGAUGAUUACCGCCAUCACUGGGAAGACGUCUUUGCUGGCGGUCUUAUAGGAAUGGUAGUGGCUACGCUUUGUUACCUGCAAUUUUUCCCUGCUCCCUAUGAUCCUAAUGGGUGGGGUCCUUAUGCAUAUUUCCAAAUGUUGGCCGAGGCGCAGAGCGGCGACGGAUCGGCUACUAACACGAACCAGCGAGAGGAAGCAGGCGACGUCAGUGAAUCAUCGUCUCGAGCACUCCGUACCAGCGAAUGCGAUCUCGAAACAGGAAUCAAAGAGGAGGAGGAGCCGUUGAUUUUGCUAAGGCAUCGGAUUUCGGAUACAAUGCCGGAUAUUCAGUUAGGAGCUCACACUGUAAGAUCGCAUGGCUCUAUAGUGGCAAGAUUCCACAUGUAUGACUGGAUCAUACUUAUAUGUCUUGCGGUACUUGAUGGAGUAUUAAAUAUAAUAGAACCUUUUCAUCGUUUUGUCGGGCAAGACAUGAUGACUGAUCUGAGGUAUCCAUUGAAAGGCAACACAGUGCCUUUUUGGGCUGUUCCGGUCAUUGCGAUUGUACUACCCUUCGUCAUCAUCAUUGGAAUU
Molecule: messenger RNA, 1341 nt
Organism: Ananas comosus (pineapple)
Lineage: Eukaryota; Viridiplantae; Streptophyta; Magnoliopsida; Poales; Bromeliaceae
Product: lipid phosphate phosphatase 2-like
Exons: 11
Biological process (GO): phospholipid metabolic process
Molecular function (GO): phosphatidate phosphatase activity
Source: RefSeq, a predicted model, not a curated record